GGAAGCGGUGGAAAGCGGGCUGGGCGAGGCUGGGUGUUCAUAAUGCAGCGCAUGUGUACAGAUGAAAGAGCACAUUUGUUGAGAAAAGACUAUGAGCAAGGAAGACGACAGGGAGGUUUGCACCGAGGAGGAGGGAGAGUUGAGCGACGAGGAGAUGGUUGAGAGUUUGGAGGGGAAUGCGGAGAGGGAGGACUUGUUGGGAAGGGAGGAGGGCGAGGGGAUGUAUGGAUACAAGAAUUUGGAAGAGAAGUUGAAGUCGAUGGAGGUGUGCGUGUAUGUGAAUCCGGUAUCUUGGGAGGGCCAGAAGGAGAAGAAUUGCGAGUACAUGGUGAGUUGUUGUUUUGACGAAGAAAAGGAGGGGUGGAGGAGUAAGUGGUCCAGAGGUGGUUGGGAGGGGAGCAGCGGGUUGCUGACGGUCCCCACAGACAAGCAGGGGAACAGGGUGGUGGAGAAGUUGAGGAUGGUGUUGUACGAGAGGGGGCGAUUGAUCAAGGUGGUGCAGAGGAAGGGAGUGGUGGAGUGGGAAUUGAGCGGAUUGGAGGACGAGUAUCCUCGCGACGCAUGGUACAGCGUGAAGAACAAGAGGGGGAAGGAGACGGGGUACCGCUUGCGCGUACAGACCAAGUACAUGAAGCCUGGGACGGGGAUGGAUUUGAAAGAAUUCAACUCGAUGGCGCACUAUCUCCUGUCGAAGGGCGAAAGGAACUAUUGGCUGAGCCUGAUUGUGGAGAAGGACCCGGCUUGGGUGAGCAGCUGCGUGGACGAAAAAGGAGACAGCUUGGUGCAGUUAGCUGUCAAGCUCGGGGAGGUUUGGCACGCCAAGAAACUCAUAUAUAAGACGGACGGGGAGUGUUUGAAGGUGAAGACGGUGAACAAGGAGACGCUGUUACAUUUGGCGGCGUCGGCUGACAAGAAGAAUAGAAGCAAGAAGAUGAUGAAGUUGUUGCUGAAAGAAAAAAAAAUAGAUGUCAACGCAAAAGACGACCAGGACCGAACAGCGUGCCACGUGGCGGCAAAGAGCGGGCACGCGGAGGUCCUGGAAUUGCUUUGCAAGGCGGGUGCAGAUACGAAUGUGCUGGAUUCGAGCGAUCGCACCCCGCUAAUGGUUGCGCUGAGGUCGUGUUCGGACCGCUAUCGAGUGGCUGUGCUUCAGACGCUUUUCAAGUACGGCGCCAGUGCCAACGUGAGAGACGAGAACGGAAACCAGGUAUGGGAGGCCAUUAGAAGAAUGAGCAUCUCUCAACGCGCCAUGGAAGACUUCAAAGAAGUUUACGGCGUUCACGAUUUGAGAGAAUUCGCUUAUCCAAAUAUGAAAAAAAUAGUGCUUGAUGGCGUCUGUGAGGAAGAUCCUCUUCUCAGCACGCAAUUUGCGGUCCGAGCCGUUCACAAGGGCGCUCAAGUCAUUAUCUUGAGCGCUCUCAUACCCUUCGUCGUUGUCAAGGCCACACAAGACGAACACUCGGAGCCCGCUUGGACGCCUCGCGUCGUUGCUAUCGCGAACACCGCCUCAUCCCUCUCCUACAUGUUUAGCUCCUCUUGCAUCUACCUCAUCAUUCCGUAUGCGUCAAAGCAGGUCUGCAGCCUCCCCGCGCACUUUUCCAUUGUCGUAAUUUUCGAGGAAAAAGCACCUAUUCAAUCCAACCCGACUCGUCCCUGGGCCUAUACACUUCAUUUCGACGGCGAAUGGGGCGUCGGCUCGUCCGGAGGCGCCUCUCCUCACGCGAGCUGGACGUCCAACCCCACCUUCUCCCUGACCGUGCCAAGCGGACCCAUCAAAAUCGCCGUCGCGCUCUCCCAGGAGUCAGGCGACCGCGCUCUCAAGCUCUACCAAGAGUGUGUCAGCACUCCGUGCGAGUUCGGCAUAGGCUACUACAUCCUCCUCGGAAAAGGCGGCACGAGCAUCGUCGACUCGACGAAAAAAUGGGCGAACUCUCAGGACGUGUACGAAGAGUUCGAGUUGAACUUCGAGCGAGACCAACUCAUUCGCGUCAUGCCGUGCACCUUCGAGCCCAACCAACACAACAAGUUCACAUUAAAGGUCUUCUCGGACGUCCCACUCAGAGAGGCGUAGCGCACGCACAUGGAAGGCGCCCCUCGUCUGUACUAAAACGUAAUGUAGGUAUGACUUCGAAAUUUAGAGUUUUUUUUUUCUCAGAUUUUA
This is a messenger RNA of Schistocerca gregaria, 2161 nucleotides long. RefSeq lists its product as uncharacterized. Gene Ontology annotation, cellular component: cytoplasm. NCBI's taxonomy places the organism in Eukaryota, Metazoa, Arthropoda, Insecta, Orthoptera, Acrididae. Gene Ontology annotation, molecular function: protein binding. Bases 92 to 2071 code for a protein of 659 amino acids. The transcript is spliced from 2 exons. The record is from RefSeq and is a predicted model, not a curated record.